UGUAAACAAACGCAAUUUUAAUUUUUGAAGUUUUUUUGCUAAAAUUUGCUGAAAAUAUCGAAAAAAUGUCAGAAGAAGACCAUCAAGGAGACGAUUUUGUGGGUUUUUCACGAGAACACGACGAAGAUCGCAGAAAUCAAUUCUACAAAGCGGGAUUUCGGGGAAAUAACAGACAAAAUAACAGCAACAGACAAAGAUUUGGAUUCGGAUACAACAAUCAAAGGAACAAUUUUCAUCAAAAUCGAUCGUACAACAAUAACAGGAGCUUUAAUAGACACAAUAAUUCCUUUGGAGGAGGAAAUUCACAUCAUCAAAAAAGAGCAGAAGUCAGUAUUCAAGAGUACAUUCAUCCGUCAAUGUGGGAAGAUCCAUGGGAAAAUUGCAGAAAAAGUCAAAAUGAGUCUUCUUGGAGUAAUCAAAGUCAUUCAAAAGUUGAAGAAGACUCCGGGGGACAAUCCUUGAACACAAAUACUGAAGAUUUGAGCGAACAAGUUUGAAUAAUUCGUGAAGAAUUGAAUUUUAAGAGCAAUUUUGGUGCAUUUUUGAAUACAUUUUGAUUAUUUUUUGAUGAAAAAUUAGUUUUUUUUUUAAUUUUUGACGAAUUUCUGAUAAGAAGUCCUUAAAAAAGCUUAAAAUUUUAAUUUUAAAUAAACUGUUGAGCAUU
Messenger RNA from Culicoides brevitarsis, 664 nucleotides. Its product is annotated as homeobox protein 2-like. The record is from RefSeq and is a predicted model, not a curated record. The transcript has 2 exons. Lineage: Eukaryota; Metazoa; Arthropoda; Insecta; Diptera; Ceratopogonidae. The coding region runs from base 66 to 497 and encodes 143 amino acids.